AUGUCAUCUAAAAAUUACCUCUUUUAUCCCUUAAUUCUCACCACGACAACCUGGACUAUAAAUCACGGUCUAAAUUUAAGUUCUUACAAUAAGUAUCUAAAAACACUCUACCCUGAGUGCAUGGAGAGUAAUGAAAACCGAAACGUUAUCGUGAUGAUGUCCUUCCUUAUUCUACUCAUUAUAUAACACCCAGUUGAGGAAGCCGCAAGACAAGCAUUUUUUAACUAUUUGCUUCCAGCAAAGAAAUUUCCCAAGAACUCGAUCGAGAGAGCAGAGAAAGCUCAAAUGCUUUCAGAGAGAGUUCACAAACUUAUUGUAUAUACUACUACAACAUGCUUACUUUACGGCAUCCUUUGGAAUAGCCCAUACUUAUCCAAGUAUCUACUUGGAAGUAGUGAGGAUCCUUAACUGUUCAUGAACUAUCCAUGCUAGCCGCUUCCAAAGUAUUUAGACGACUUUUAUCUCUUGAAACUUGCCUAUCAUGCUUAUGAGUUAUUUUACUCUAUGAUCUAUCAUAGGGGAAGACUAGACUUCCCUGAGUAUGUGUUCCAUCAUAUUGUAACGUUAGCACUCAUAGUGAAAUCUUAUUCAAUCAACUACCUCCCAAUAGGAGCAAUAAUUAUGCUCCUUCAUGAUUUAUCUGAUAUAUUCCUUUCAAUAUUUAAGUUGUGCUGUGAUGUUUUGCCAAUGAAGAUUCAAAUGACAUCGUAUUUUAUCAUGCUAACUAGCUGGAUUUACCUUAGAAUGUGGUUUUUCCCAGUCAAUGUUAUCUACGCUUAUAUUUUACAAGUUCAAGAUUCAAAAGACUAUGUGAUUCUUGAGAAUUACUGGAUUCUUUUGUAUUUUGUGAUUUGCCUAUACGUCUUGCAUAUAUUUUGGUUCUAUUUAAUGAUCAGAGGAUUGAUAAAGAGAAUCAGAGACUUUGAUAGCGUAAUUUUUAAGAAUAGUGAAAAUAAGUGA
This is a messenger RNA of Stylonychia lemnae, 960 nucleotides long. The record is from the annotation of a GenBank genome assembly. Lineage: Eukaryota; Ciliophora; Spirotrichea; Sporadotrichida; Oxytrichidae.